Molecule: messenger RNA, 1752 nt
Organism: Dichomitus squalens LYAD-421 SS1
Lineage: Eukaryota; Fungi; Basidiomycota; Agaricomycetes; Polyporales; Polyporaceae
Product: glutathione reductase
Exons: 7
Coding region: 133-1551 (472 amino acids)
Biological process (GO): cell redox homeostasis; cellular response to oxidative stress; glutathione metabolic process
Cellular component (GO): mitochondrion; cytosol
Molecular function (GO): flavin adenine dinucleotide binding; NADP binding; glutathione-disulfide reductase (NADPH) activity
Source: RefSeq, a predicted model, not a curated record
CCCACCCUGGCUUCUCUAUCGAUCGUCUUUCGUUUCCCCAUCUCAGCUCCACCUGCCUCCCGCUCCGCCAUUGCGUCCCAACGCCUCCUUCAGAUUACACGCGCGUUCUCCACAGGUACCACAGCAGCAACCAUGCCUCCCGUAACCAAGCCCGGCCAUGAAAAGUACGACAUCGUCUUCAUUGGAGGAGGCUCCGGUGGUGUCGCCGGCUCGCGCAGGGCCGCUUCCUAUGGUGCGAAGGUCGCCCUCAUCGAGGCCAGUGAGAGGCUUGGUGGUACUUGCGUGAACGUUGGAUGCGUACCAAAGAAGAUCAUGUGGCAUGCCGCCGACAUCGCCGACAAGAUCCGCCAUGCCGAGGGCUACCAGUUCAAGGGCCCCGGCAUCGGCCAGCCCCAGUUCAACUGGGAGACGUUCAAGCCCCAGCGGGACGCCUACAUCCGCCGCCUGAACGGCAUCUACGACAGCAACGUCGCCAAGGAGGGCGUCGAGCUGCACCACGGCACCGCGCGCCUCACCUCGCGCACCACCGUCCAGGUCACGCGCCCCGACGGGACGACGUACGAGCUCAAGACGGACCGCAUCUGCGUCACGACGGGCGGCCGCCCGACGAUCCCGAGCGACGACGACAUCCCCGGCGCGAGCCUCGGCAUCAACUCGGACGGGUUCUUCGACCUCGAGGCGCAGCCGAAGCGCGUCGCCGUCGUCGGCGCGGGAUACAUCGCCGUCGAGCUCGCGGGCGUGCUGCACACGCUGGGCAGCGAGGUGACGAUGCUCAUCCGCGGGGAGACGGUGCUCCGCAACUUCGAUCCCACCAUCGGGGAGACGCUCACGAACUGGAUGAAGCACACCGGCAUCAACUUCCGCCACGGGUCGAAGGUGAAGAAGGUCGAGGGCGCGAAGGGCCAGACGCUCACCAUCCACCUCGAGGGCGGGGAGAAGCUCGAGGUCGACACGCUGCUCUGGGCGAUCGGCCGGCACGCGAAUACGGAGGGCCUCGGGCUCGAGGAGCUCGGGGUGAAGCUCGACGAGAGGGGCAACGUCGUCGUGGACGAGUACCAGGAGAGCGGGGUGCCUGGAAUUACGGCGAUCGGGGACGUGGCGGGCAAGGCGCUGCUGACGCCCGUCGCGAUCGCUGCUGGGCGUCGUCUGUCGAACCGCCUGUUUGGCCCGGCCAAGUUCAAGGACCAGAAGCUGAGCUAUGAGGACAUCCCUACCGCCGUCUUCUCGCACCCGACGAUCGGGACGGUGGGCCUGACGGAGCCCGAGGCGCGCAAGAAGUACGGCGACGCGAACGUCAAGGUCUACAAGUCCUCCUUCCGCGCGCUCUACUUCUCGAUGGUCGACGAGCACCACAAGGAGCCGACGGUGUACAAGCUGAUCGUCACCGGGCCCGAGGAGCGCGUCGUCGGCAUCCACAUCAUCGGGCUGGGCUCGGACGAGGUCAUCCAGGGCUUCGCCGUCGCGCUCAAGAUGGGCGCGACGAAGGAGGAUCUGGACAACACGGUCGCGAUCCACCCGACGAGCGCUGAGGAACUCGUUACGCUGCGGUGAUGCGCAUCGGUGCAGCUCGCUCUGUGGGGGAGGAACGGCUUAGGCUUCUGGAUCUGCACACGUCAUUCUAACCGUUGUGGAGCACUGGCACUCACGGCGAGGAAACGGAAAGAGAAGCAAAGAUGCGCCGGAAGCUCGCAUCGGUAUGGUCUGGUGUAGUACCCUAGACACUGUAGCAAUAGAGUUGACUGUUCUUUCGAC